AUGUAAGAAUUAGAGGAAUAUGAGAUCAUAAAACAAAAAAAAAUCAAGCUCAAUGAAAAGCCAAGACCACUAGAAUUUACAGUAUUAGCAACUCAUAAUUUUGCAAGGUAUUAAGUAAAUAAAAAAUUUAAAGGGCUUCAAUAUUGAAACUUCCUCAUGGAGAAGUGAAAACUCCAGUUUAUAUGCCAGUAGGGACAAAAGGAGCAAUGAAAGGAGUAACAUAUUAAGAGAUGGAUGAUAUGGGAUGCAAAUUAUUAUUAGCGAAUACAUACCAUUUGGCAUAUAAACCAAGUGGUGAUUUAUUAGAAAAAGUAGGAGGAUUACACAAAUUUGUAAAUUGGAAACAUAACAUUUUAACAGAUAGUGGUGGAUUUUAAAUGGUUUCAUUAUCUUAACUUAGUGAAGUAAAUGAAGAUGGAGUAACAUUUGAAUCUCCUUAUGAUAAAACAAUAAUGCAUUUACGACCAGAAGAUUCAAUUCACACUUAAAAUUAAAUAGGUGCUGAUAUAAUAAUGGCUUUGGAUGAUGUUGUUAGAACUACAACAGUAGGUCCUCGUAUGUAGGAAGCAAGUGAAAGAACUACAAGAUGGUUAGAUAGAGAUAUUGCAGCUCAUAAAAGAAAAGAAGAUUAAAAUUUAUUUCCUAUUGUACAAGGAGGGAUAGAUCCAAAAUUAAGAGAAUAAUCAUUAGAUGAUCUUAUUUAAAGAGAAGCAAAUGGAUAUGCUAUUGGAGGUUUAGCUGGAGGAGAAGAUAAAGUAAAUAUUUUCUUAUUAUUAUUUUCAGGUUGAUUUUUGGAAAACUGUAGCAUAAUGUACUGCUAAAUUACCAAAUGAUAAACCUCGAUAUUUAAUGGGUGUUGGAUAUCCAGUAGAUGUUGUUGUAUGUUCCUGUUUAGGAGUAGAUAUGUUUGAUUGUGUUUUCUCUACCAGAACAGCUAGAUUUGGAACUGCUUUUACAGAUUAUGGAUUUCUUAAACUUAAAAACAGUGAAAUAGCAAAUGUAUUCCAACCUAUCUAAUAAGGAUGUUAAUGUUAGGCUUGUAAAUCUUACACAUAAUCUUAUUUACAUUAUUUGAUAGCAAAAGAACAAGUUGCCUGUCAUCUAAUUUCUAUUCAUAAUCUAAAUUAUUUAAUUUAAUUAAUGCUUAAUUUACGUCAAUCAAUUAUUGAUGGCAAAUUGAUUGAAUUUGUUAAUUAAUUUUUGAAGAAAUGGUAUUAAAAAGAAGGAUAAAUACCAUAAUGGAUUAUUGAAGCUUUAGACUAUGCUAAAAUUCCAAUAUAAUAAAUUUGA
Molecule: messenger RNA, 1290 nt
Organism: Paramecium sonneborni
Lineage: Eukaryota; Ciliophora; Oligohymenophorea; Peniculida; Parameciidae
Source: the annotation of a GenBank genome assembly